Messenger RNA from Oncorhynchus tshawytscha (Chinook salmon), 1217 nucleotides. Its product is annotated as kxDL motif-containing protein 1. The coding region runs from base 291 to 854 and encodes 187 amino acids. NCBI's taxonomy places the organism in Eukaryota, Metazoa, Chordata, Actinopteri, Salmoniformes, Salmonidae. The transcript is spliced from 5 exons. Gene Ontology annotation, cellular component: BORC complex. Gene Ontology annotation, biological process: lysosome localization. The record is from RefSeq and is a predicted model, not a curated record.
CAACACCACAAAUUAGAUAUUUAAACAAGCUUUUAGUUUUCCACCGGAAAUGACUGACAUGCAUUUGCUGUCAUGUGAUAAACAUUUUUCACAGCACUGAAGUGCGGCGAAGCGUUCGGUUUCCCCAAACUAAGAAAUGUUUCUCUGCCACAGCCUGCUAAAUUGCAGUUAGCUUCAGUUAUGGAAGUGACUGGCAGUAGCUUAAUGUAAACGUGUAUAUUUCCGUUCAAGUGUUGAAGAAAAUUCACGGAUAUAACUAACGUGUUUGGAACCUGUCUAUCACCAGCACCAUGGAACCCACAGCCUCUGGAAUGUUCUGUGACAGAAUGCUCAGUAUGGUAAACGCGGAGGAUGUCAACGCCAUCAUCCAAGCCCAAAGGCACAUGCUGGACCGCUUUGAGAAGACCAAUGAGAUGCUAAUCAACUUCAACGGGCUGUCCAACGUGCGGCUGCUGCAGAUGAACGAACACUUCCUGCUUCACACGCGCACCCUGGUGGAGAUGAAGAAAGACUUGGACAGCAUCUUUAGGAGAAUCAGGACGUUAAAGGGCAAGAUCGCCAAGCAGUACCCAGAGGCCUUCAGCAACGUCCACGAGUCGCCUAUCCUGGAGGAGGACGACGACGAGUUUGAUCUCAUCCCGCCCAGCGUUGCCGCGACGAUCACCACUGCUAUGUCGGAGCAGAGCACAGAGUCAUGUGACACGAGCCCCGACGUCAUUUCCCCAACCGUGAGCCGGUGUUCCGAAGACCUCUCCCAGGAGCAGGCCGACACGCCUACCUCUGACCCAGCCCUGCCUAGCCCUGAGAUGGGCGUGCUGAGGGAUGAGGGUCCGGACUCGGUGCCUGCAGAGUAGAGCCUUCGUAACCCAGGCCUAGAGCUCUACUUAGUACCUGCGGAGUAGAGCCUUCGUAACCCAGACCUAGAGCUCUACUUAGUACCUGCGGAGUAGAGCCUUCGUAACCCAGACCUAGAGCUCUACUUAGUACCUGCAGAGUAGAGCCUUCGUAACCCAGACCUAGAGCUCUAUUCAGUGCCUGUGGAGUAGAGCCUCUGUAACACAGGCCUAGGCCUUGGGUUGGCUCAGUAGCUGUAGAUUAGAUACUCCUAUAUACAAAAGUGUGUGGACACCCCUUCAAAGUAGUGAAUUCGGCUAUUUCAGCCCCACCCUUUGCUGACAGGUGUAUAAAAUCGAGCACACAGCCAUGCAAUCUCCAUA